AGUCACUGGUCAAGUCGCAACAAGUUAAGUCGUUAUUUUCAAGCUUAAGAACUCAAACUUUCGUACGAUAACCAAACAAAAGAUACAUCCAAAGUGCAGAGAAUAUGUAUGGGAUUCUCCUUAGAAAUGUAUUUCUAUUGAUUACAUUAAGUGUUGUCGCUAACGCGGCUAUAACUGCUUAUGGAGUCUGUGUUAAUCCUCGCAAAGAAUCGGGCAUCUGUAUACAGAUUAAAGAUUGUGAUUAUUUUUUGAAUAUUCUAAAUAAUACGUCUAGUACAGGUCUUAAUCCAGCAGAUACCAAAUUUCUGAGAGAAAGCCAAUGUGGCCAUGAUAAUUCACAGGAUUCAGUAGCUAAGCAAGUGUUGGUUUGCUGUCCCAACAGUUAUCGCAACACAUUUACUACGCGAAACUCAGUUACGGAUAAAACAGAGCCCGGCAAUGUGUUACCCGAACCUGGUGUGUGUGGUAACAUUUUAUCGAAUCGCAUAUUGGGUGGAAAUGUAACGAAAAUUGAUGAAUUUCCAUGGAUGGCAUUACUGCAGUAUAAAACAGGACCCGAACUUUAUGGUUUCUACUGUGGCGGAAGUUUAAUAAAUUCUCGUUAUGUUUUAACCGCUGCUCACUGUCUCAAGUAUCCAGACACUUUGGAAUUACACAGUGUACGUUUAGGCGAAUGGAAUCUUACUUCUAAUCCUGAUUGUGAGAUCGAUACCCGUGGUCGCAAAGAUUGUGUGGAUCCCCACAGAGAUGUGCUCAUAGAUUAUGCGAUAGCUCAUCCACUUUAUGUGCGCACAUCUAAAGAUCAAUACCACGACAUUGCUCUGAUACGUAUGACCGAAAGUGUUAAAUCGACAUAUUUUAUAAUACCAAUUUGUUUGCCUUUGACGCCAAAUUUACGCAAUAAAAGAUUUACAUCUACAUCCAUGGAUGUUGCCGGCUGGGGUGUAACAGAAAAUGACGUGGAAAGUACAAUCAAAUUGAAAGUUAUGGUCGAUGUUUGGAAUACAACGGUUUGUCAGAAUACGUAUCGAAAACUAAAAAUGACCAUUAAUGAUCAAUAUCAAUUGUGUGCUGGUGGAGAGAGUGACAUUGAUACGUGCCGCGGUGACUCUGGUGGCCCGCUUAUGGUGACUCAACGUGUAAAGAAUAGAGAUGUUUAUUUCGCCAUUGGUAUUGUAUCGUAUGGUCCGGAUCCGUGUGGUAUUAAGGAUUAUCCGGGUGUGUAUGUCAGAGUUGGAAAUUAUGGCGAUUGGAUUGUAAAUAAUUUAUUGCCCUAAUGUGAAUAAAAUAAUGGGAUUAUAAUGAAUGCAAUAAAUGAUAUUGAAAGGAAAUAACAAA
This is a messenger RNA of Calliphora vicina (urban bluebottle blowfly), 1338 nucleotides long. Its product is annotated as serine protease easter-like. The coding region runs from base 105 to 1277 and encodes 390 amino acids. The record is from RefSeq and is a predicted model, not a curated record. Gene Ontology annotation, biological process: proteolysis. Gene Ontology annotation, molecular function: serine-type endopeptidase activity. NCBI's taxonomy places the organism in Eukaryota, Metazoa, Arthropoda, Insecta, Diptera, Calliphoridae. The transcript is spliced from 4 exons.